Trichosurus vulpecula (common brushtail) is the source of this 3442-nucleotide messenger RNA. It is a transcript of the gene EPB41L4B, whose product is annotated as erythrocyte membrane protein band 4.1 like 4B. The record is from RefSeq and is a predicted model, not a curated record. Gene Ontology annotation, molecular function: cytoskeletal protein binding. Gene Ontology annotation, cellular component: cytoskeleton. The transcript has 16 exons. The coding region runs from base 1 to 1548 and encodes 515 amino acids. NCBI's taxonomy places the organism in Eukaryota, Metazoa, Chordata, Mammalia, Diprotodontia, Phalangeridae.
AUGCUGAGCUUCCUGCGCAGGACCUUUGGCCGGCGGUCGAUGCAGCGCUACGGGAGGGGAGCGGCUGGGCGCGGGGCCGGCGGGCUGGGAGACGAGCGGGACGGGGGUCCCCGGGGGGCCUCUUCGGCUCCCCUGCCCGCCGCCCCCGGGGGCAGCGUGUUCCCCCCCGGCGGCGGGCCCGUGCUCACCGGCGGAGCCGCGGUCCACAUCCCGGCGGCCGGACCGGGCAAGGCGGCUCUCUAUUGCCGGGUCUUCCUGCUUGAUGGGACCGAAGUGAGCGUGGACCUGCCGAAACAUGCCAAAGGCCAGGACUUGUUUGAUCAGAUUGUAUAUCAUUUGGACCUUGUGGAAACAGACUACUUUGGCCUCCAGUUCCUAGAUUCUUCCCAGGUCACACACUGGCUGGACCAUUCAAAACCUAUUAAGAAGCAAAUGAAAAUUGGAUCUGCUUACGUUUUGCACUUUCGAAUUAAAUACUAUUCUUCAGAACCGAACAACCUUCGAGAAGAGUUUACAAGGUACCUGUUUGUAUUACAACUCAGGCAUGACAUUCUUUCAGGAAAAUUGAAAUGCCCAUAUGAGACUGCUGUGGAGCUAGCUGCCCUGUGUCUUCAAGCGGAACUUGGGGAGUGUGAACUUCCGGAACACACGCCUGAACUAGUGUCUGAGUUCCGAUUUAUUCCAAAUCAGACUGAGGCAAUGGAGUUUGAUAUCUUCCAAAAAUGGAAAGAGUGCAGGGGGAAGAGUCCUGCACAAGCUGAACUUUCCUAUCUGAACAAAGCAAAAUGGUUAGAAAUGUAUGGAGUAGAUAUGCAUGUAGUUAAGGGAAGAGAUGGCUGUGAAUAUGCUCUUGGUCUAACACCAACAGGGAUAUUAAUCUUUGAAGGAGCUAACAAAAUAGGUUUAUUCUUUUGGCCCAAAAUCACUAAAAUGGAUUUUAAAAAGAGCAAAUUAACCCUUGUUGUCGUAGAAGAUGAUGAUCAGGGGCGAGAGCAAGAGCACACGUUUGUUUUCCGAUUAGAUAGCUCCCGGACCUGCAAACACCUCUGGAAAUGUGCAGUUGAACAUCACGCGUUCUUCAGAUUGAGGACACCAGCAAAUAAUAAAUCCAAUAGAUCAGACUUCAUAAGGCUAGGAUCACGAUUUAGGUUCAGUGGGAGGACAGAGUAUCAAGCCACUCAUGGAGCCCGGUUACGAAGAACCAGUACAUUUGAAAGAAGACCUAGUAAACGGUACCCAUCACGGAGACAUUCAACUUUUAAAGCGAACAACCCAGUGAAAGCAACCCAGCUAUGCUCCAAAAAUAAUCCAGAAGUUCACAAUUACCAGAUGCAAUACCAUCCUAAUAUACAUCCUGGACAACAACAGUGGCACCCUCAUUCUCCAAAUGUAAGGCCAUCAUUUCAGGAUGACAGGUCACAUUGGAAACCACCCACAAGUGAAGAUGACCACAGUUUGCAUUAUGUCCACAACCAGAACCAGAAGAAUUUAGGAGGAAUACAAAGUAUGAAUUUGGUGUAUCAAGAUAAACUUAUGACAGCCCUUUGAGACUCUUCAGAUCUCCCUGACCAUCUUAGUCUCAUCACAUUCCAUGAACAUUGUCUGUCUUUGCAUUACCUGAGUUUGCGUUGUAAAAAAAAAAAAUGCCUGUAGCUUACAUUUGAUUGGCCUUUCUUGAUAGUCUUGAAAGGUCUUUUCAGCCUUUUUAUAAAUAUCUGAAAAUAACUCAUGGUAGCUAGUCAUAAAUCACUGUUUACCACAUUCCAAAUAAAAUGAAGGUAGUUCAAGGCUCAGGAAUAAUUUUUGUUCCAGUUUUAAAUUUGGAAGUAAAAGUUUAUGUUUAUUUUUAUUGUGCAGCAAAUAUAGAUAUAUAUAUGUAUAUAUAUCUUUGUUAUUUAAUUGAUGGGACCAAGCAAAACUAGAAAAGAUUGGUCUAAGAGCAUGGCAUAAUGAAAAGACCCCUGGGCUAAAGGGUCAAGAAACUCUUAUGCUAGAUUUGCCACUUACUAGUGAUGUGACCAUGAGCCUGUCAUUUCCCUCUGAGUUACUCUAGUUUCCUCAUCUAUGAAAUGGUUAGGGGUUGGACUAGAUGACUUUCUGAUACUAUACAAAGCCAGGGGUUUUUGUAUUUUUAUUUUUAAAUACUGCUGCCAGGUUGAGGUUUCAAGUGAAAAAGAAUGUUCUGACUCUUAAAAUGAGAAGUAGUGUGGCACAGGAGACAGAGAGAGGGGGAGGGAGGGAGGGAGGGGGGGGAGAGAGAGAGAGAGAGAGAGAGAGAGAGAGAGAGAGAGAGAGAGAGAGAGAGAGAGCGAGCCCCUUUUGGGGCUUGAGGCCACACUGCUGUAAGUGGCAAAGUAGGUGGCAGCCUGCAUUGCUAGGUGAAGUCCCUCACCAGGAGCUCACUGCCCCAGUGAAAUCACAGAUCUGGGCCAUAGCCCUAUAAUGGAAAAUGUAAUAUCCCCUUUCUGAGAGGAAGACCUCCUUUUUCCUGGAAAGAUUUAAAAUCUUCAUGGAAUUUAUUGGAAGAUAUUCUAGAGGGAGAAUAAACAUUUUUUAUCUUGUAGAGCAUCAAUCACUACUUUUUGAUUUAUUGAUUGUACUAAUAAUAACCACACACUAUCCCUAGGGGUAGUAGUUGCUGCUAUAAAUCAUUUAAAAUAAUGCCUUAAUGAUGGGUGCUGCUAUCUUGCCUGAUUUUUUAAAGAUAAUUCUGAAUACAAACUAAGGAUUGGUAGAAUGUAUCAUUUUUCUGCUUGGACUCUCUCAAAAGGUAAACCAUUGCCAUCAGCAACGCAUUUGGGGAAUCUGAUGAAAUUAACAUGUAUGUGGGGAGGGGGUAACUUUUGUGUAAUUAUGCCAGGGUGCAGGAUCAGGUGUGCGCCAUUCCCUUGUCAGAAGUGCCUGAAGCCACUGUGUUUGCUACUUUGGGGUGAAAUCUGUAUCUGAAACCACCUUACUGCCUUAGUCUGGCUCCUGCUUUAAACUGAGCAAAAUAAAGCAAUGCUCUUUCCCUCUGGUCCCUUAAAACUACAAGACUCAAACCAUAUUCAUUUCACCCUUUUAUAAAAUCAAGAAAUUCUAGUGCCAUCCUUUGUGACAUUUUCACUGCAAUUGGGUCUGUCCUGAUUUUUUUAAAUGUCUUGAGAUCUUCUUUAUUUGAUCAGCUUUAGGUUAAAAUACAGCAGUUCUUGAUUUUUGUACGUGCCUCUUCAGCAAGGGAAAAACCCGACCCACUCUUUUCAGAGUUAGCCUUGAUCAUCUACAACUCUUGGUUUUUUUAAAAAAAAUUGUUUAUAAAUGUUCUUUUUAGCAGUUGUUUUGAUCUUCAGUGUAUGUGCUAAGUACAAAUUAUGUGUCCUGAAUCUUUAAUCCAUCUUGGUACAUUUUUACAUAAAUGCGUUUCAAAGGAAUAAAGAUCAUUUGUUGUGUUUUGACUCUUAAA